AUCACUAUCAAUUAAUAUUUCCAUUUGUCCACAAUAUAUGACCUUUAAAAAAAUUUGGUAUUCAACGGUUGAAGAAGACGCACCCAACCAGAGGAAUGAACAACAGUUUGUCAGACUGCAAAAAAAAAAACAAAAAGCAUUUGAUCUCACAUUUCCGUACUAUCCCUAAACCCUAACCGUCACCGAUCUCAACAAUGGCGGUUCAAUCGCACCUUCUGCUCGAUUUCAGACCUCCGAUUUGAAAUGCAGCCUGUUAAUUCAUCAUCACCACCAUUGUUACCGUUGAUUCCAAUCGCUUUUAAUCAUGGAAGCUUAAUUCUUCAAGGUUUCGAGAUUUUUAGGUUUUCGUUCUUCGGUUCGAUUCUGUUUUCUCACGGCGGUGCCGCCGGCGGUAGCGGUGGUGGUAUGGAUUUGUCGAAGGUCGGUGAGAAGUUUCGUAGUUCAGUCCGUUCCGCCAGAUCCGUAGGGUUUCGUUCUUUUACGCUCGAUCGACCUGAGAUUCCAGCUCGGGCUGCAACUGCAGCAACUAUAGCCCGUGCACUUGCUUCAAUCCCUCCCAAUCAUAGACAAAGUCUCUCUUCAAGUUCUGAUGAACUGAGUUCAAUAUACGGAAGCACAUCUAGAGCUCAAGUAGUGGAGGAGCUUGAAGAAGAAUUUUAUGAAGAGAUGUUUGAUCCUGUUCGGCACACUUUAGAGAAUCUUUCGUCUGAAGAAAACGAGCUCACAUAUUUUGAAAAGAAGUUUUAUGUUAUUUACAGGCUGCUGUUAGGUUAUUACAGCUGGACAAAGUAACAGAAAUUUUGUCUCACCAAGUAAUGGAUCACCAUGAAGUAAUGGUGAAAGGAAUGCAUUUGGUAAAGGAGCUGGAGAAAGACAUGAAGAUUGCAAACAUCAUUUGCAUGAAUGGACGAAGACACUUAACUUCUUCAAGGAAUGAAGUAUCAAGGGAUCUUAUUGUAAACACAAAUUCUAGAAGGAAACAAGCUCUUCUGGACAUACUCCCAGUAUUAACAGAGCUUCGUCGUGCACAAGACAUGCAAGUAGCACUUGAAACCCAUGUCACUGAAGGGAACUUUUUUAAGGCAUUCCAGGUCUUGCCUGAGUAUCUUCAACUCCUAGAUGGUUUCUCAGGGCUUUUGGUCAUACAAGAGAUGAGUCGUGGUGUGGAGAUCUGGCUGGGAAAGGCUCUACAGAAAUUGGAUUCACUUUUACUGGGAGUGUGCAGAGACUUCAAAGAAACAAGCUUCUUAACCGUGGUUGAUGCUUAUGCAUUAAUUGGUGAUGUUUCUGGUCUUGCCGAAAAGAUACAAAGCUUCUUUAUGCAAGAAGUUAUAUCAGAAACCCAUUCGGUGCUCAAGAAUAUUGUGCUACAGGAUCUAGAAACUGAUGAAGUUCAAAACACUAGGCUUACAUAUAGUGAUCUAUGCACACGCGUACCUGAACCCAAGUUUAGAGAGUGUUUGUUGGCAACACUAUCUGUCCUCUUCAACUCGAUGUGCUUGUAUCAUGCAAUCAUGAGUUUCAAUUCAGAUCAUAAGGUUUCUUUGUGCCAUUUUUCACCUGCUGUGCAUGACGAAUCUGAAGGCAAUGUUUCCUCUAAGCAUGUCCAACAUGCUGACUCAUCAUCACAAAAUGGUUCUCUGCCUGAGCCGGUGGGCCAAGGGCCCAAUUCAGCUUCAGCACAAGAACCUACAACACAUGCCACCUCAUUUUCUGAUCCUUCGGGUUCAGAACCGAGAGAUGAUGGGAGUGCGGCUUCAAGCAGUGGGUCCUCUUGGUUUCAGCUUAGAAGUGACGCAACAACGUUUGUUUCACAAACAUUACAGAGGGGUCGUAGGAAUCUUUGGCAACUUGCAACAAGCCGUCUUUCUGUAUUGCUUUCGUCUGAUGCUGUUGGUUCUACUAGCAUUCAUCAGUUUUUAAAAAUUUAUGAAGAUCUCAAUGUUUUCAUCUUGGCUGGUGAAGCUUUCUGUGGGGCUGAAGCUGCCGAGUUUAGGCUCAAAGUGAAAGCUAUUUGUGAAAAUUACUAUGCUUCCUUUCACCGCCAAAAUAUAUAUGCACUAAAACUGGUUUUGGAAAAAGAGAGUUGGUUUACAAUUCCACCCGAGACAAUCCAGGUAGUUAGUUUUUCCGGUCUUGUUGGUGACGGGGUUGCAUUGGUUAUCCAAUCCGCUUCAAGAGAGUUGCAGUCUCAGAAAUCAGAUCUGAUGAAAAUUAGCCCCAAACAGACUGGAUUUUCCGAUUGGAUUAAUAGUGGAAAUCCAUUUUGUCCGAAAAUUGCUUCAAAGGAAUAUGAUGAUCCUUCUACAUAUGAAGAAACCAAUGAAAGUUACAAUGAAGCAUGUUACAAAAACAAGUCAUCACUUAAUAGUAACGGUCGUGUUGAUCCUGAAGAUGAAGAUGAAGAUCUUCUUGCAGAUUUUAUUGAUGAGGAUAGCCAAUUACCGAGCCGGAUAUCUAAGCCCAACCAUUCAAGAAAUCACUCUUCAUCAUGGAGUAUUGAAGAGAUGGAAGCACACACAGGAUCUUCAAUCUGUGCCCUUAGGUUGAUGGAUAAAUAUGCAAGACUAAUGCAAAGAUUGGACAUAAUUAACAUUGAGUUUGUCAAGGGUAUAUCCCAAUUUUUCGGGAUAUUUUUUCAUUUUGUUUUUGAAAGCUUUGGUCAGCAGAACACCAACCCUGGCGGUAAAGGAUUGAACGAUGCUCUUGGUUAUCAACUGAAAACAGCUUUAACCAGAAUACGGCGGGAUUGCGGUCAAUGGGUCAAAUCCUCAUCUCCAUUUUCUUCAUCUUUAUCUACACCCUUGAAUAUGCCGUUAUCUCAUACUGACAACAGGCUAAACGGUAUACCCAGUUCAAAUCUUAGUCAUGUGAGCAGCACCUCUUUCGGCCUCAAGGAAAGAUGUACAGGAGCUGACACAUUAUCUCUUGUUGCACGAUUAUUGCAAAAUUCCAAGGCACAUCUUCAUUCAGUUCUUCUGCAGAACAAUGCAGCAAUUGUUGACGACUUCUAUGCGCAUUUGGUUGGCUCAGUCCCAGAUCUUGUAGAACAAAUUCAUAGAACAACUGCAAGAUUACUUCUUCACAUUAGCGGGUAUGCUGAUCGAAUUGCGAAUGCUAAAUGGGAAGUUAAAGAGCUAGGAAUGGAACAUAACGGGUAUGUUGAUCUGUUAUUGGGAGAAUUUAAGCAUUACAAGACGAGGCUCGCUCAUGGAGGCAUUCGACAGGAGGUGCAAGAUACAUUAAUAGGGUAUGGACUUGAAAAUCUUUCUGAAACCAUUGUCGACGGCUUAUCACGAGUGAAGAGGUGUACUGAUGAGGGUCGAGCUCUAAUGUCAUUGGAUUUUCAGGUUUUGAUAACUGGCCUGCAGCAUUUUCUGACCAUUAAUGUAAAGCCGAAGUUACUACGAGUUGAAACGUUCAUCAAGGCGUUUUAUCUUCCAGAAACCGAAUACGUUCAUUGGGCUCGUGCUCAUCCCGAGUACACAAAAAGCCAAAUUAUGGGGCUAAUCAACCUUGUGGCCACCAUGAAAGGUUGGAAAAGAAAAACCAAACUGGAAGUGCUAGAAAAAAUAGAGUCAGCUUCAACUCUGUAGUUUUUUUUAUUUAAGUUUUUUUUUUUACCCGGUCAUCGAUAUUUUUCAGCUAUCAACCCUGUGAAUCAUACGUCUACCGGACCUAUAUAUAUUGAGGUUAGCUUCGGAAACGUGUCGUUUUUGUUUGCGUUUGUAAUUUAUUUUUAUGUUAUAUAUGGUGUGUUAAUUGAA
Helianthus annuus (common sunflower) is the source of this 3767-nucleotide messenger RNA. Its product is annotated as syndetin. The transcript has 25 exons. Bases 816 to 3596 code for a protein of 926 amino acids. Gene Ontology annotation, biological process: retrograde transport, endosome to Golgi; endocytic recycling. Lineage: Eukaryota; Viridiplantae; Streptophyta; Magnoliopsida; Asterales; Asteraceae. The record is from RefSeq and is a predicted model, not a curated record. Gene Ontology annotation, cellular component: EARP complex. Gene Ontology annotation, molecular function: SNARE binding.